Messenger RNA from Theileria orientalis strain Shintoku, 600 nucleotides. RefSeq lists its product as hypothetical. Bases 1 to 600 code for a protein of 199 amino acids. The transcript is spliced from 2 exons. The record is from RefSeq and is a predicted model, not a curated record. Lineage: Eukaryota; Apicomplexa; Aconoidasida; Piroplasmida; Theileriidae.
AUGAGUUAUAUUAGCGCUGAAACUCAAUCCUAUUUUGGCGGCGUAAAGACUGAUUUGUCGACCGACAUUAAGAUUUCUGACGUGGAUUUAAACGUAUACAUAUCCUACAAAAACGGGGUCAUAGAGAGCUACAACUCUACCAGUUUUAAGGUGCUACGCUCAAUUGACGUAAACAGUUUCAACAACUUGCUUCCCUGGGAAAACCCUCAGAAAAAAUACUCGCAAAAGAUGAAGAUUGAGCUCAUCUGCCAGGACUCAUUUGUGCUAUUCAACAACAGCGAUAGUGUUGGCAUGGUAAGCUUGAAGGACGGGUCUCUAAAUCGUUAUAUCCGGAUGCGAAACGAUGAACGUGAUGGCGUGUUUGCACAUUUAUCCGAUGGCAACGCACCGGAGUGUUGCGAUCCCAGCUGCUCGACUUCUAGGGCCACCCAACCCAGAGAUGUAAUGCUUCUGAAGGGCGUGAGUGAUAUUGCGACCAUUCCUUCGAUACGGGAAAUAUAUAUAAUCAAUGAGAGCGGGCAGCUGUUUGUUCUGCAUCCAGGUAGUGAACUUGCAAACAAUUUAUUUUCAGAAUACAAAAAACUCUUCAAACAAGCUUAA